CAAAUCCUCCCACCUGCAACCCGCACAUCAUCGCCAUCGACGCCUUUCCCGCUGAAUCAAUCAAUACCCAGACUCCCCGAGCACAUUCUCAAACGGUCAAUCAUGGCUGGAGCCACAAGAGACAGGCGCCUGGUCAAGGAGCUGGGCAAGAUCCACAAGGACGGUCUGCCUCCAGGUAUCAAACUGCUGGACCGUGACGACAGCGUAGCCGGCGACUGGUACCUCGAUAUCCAAGUCCUCGACGAGAACCCCCUCUACAAGGGCCAUAUCUACCGGCUCAAGUUUCACUUCCCCAAGAUGUACCCCAUAGAACCCCCCGAAGUCACAUUUGAUUUACGAUCCGACCGUCCGAUCCCCAUGCACCCGCACAUAUACUCCAACGGCAUCAUCUGCCUCGACCUGCUCGGCCAGCAGGGCUGGAGCCCUGUCCAGAGUGUCCAAAGUGUCUGCAUGAGCAUCCAAAGCAUGCUGACGAGCAACGACAAGAACGAGCGGCCCCCCGGUGACGAGGACUUUGUACGAGGAAACAAGCUGCGACCCCGCGACAUCGAGUUCCUUUACCACGAUAACACCGUGUAG
Messenger RNA from Fusarium keratoplasticum, 579 nucleotides. RefSeq lists its product as uncharacterized. The record is from RefSeq and is a predicted model, not a curated record. Gene Ontology annotation, cellular component: nucleus. Gene Ontology annotation, molecular function: ubiquitin conjugating enzyme activity. Gene Ontology annotation, biological process: protein polyubiquitination; proteasome-mediated ubiquitin-dependent protein catabolic process. Lineage: Eukaryota; Fungi; Ascomycota; Sordariomycetes; Hypocreales; Nectriaceae. The transcript is spliced from 3 exons. The coding region runs from base 103 to 579 and encodes 158 amino acids.